This is a messenger RNA of Entelurus aequoreus (snake pipefish), 1768 nucleotides long. RefSeq names its product fibroblast growth factor 16 (gene fgf16). Gene Ontology annotation, molecular function: fibroblast growth factor receptor binding; growth factor activity. The transcript has 3 exons. Gene Ontology annotation, cellular component: cytoplasm. The coding region runs from base 65 to 841 and encodes 258 amino acids. Gene Ontology annotation, biological process: animal organ morphogenesis; positive regulation of cell population proliferation; positive regulation of protein phosphorylation. The record is from RefSeq and is a predicted model, not a curated record. Lineage: Eukaryota; Metazoa; Chordata; Actinopteri; Syngnathiformes; Syngnathidae.
GCAUGCACGCAGUGAGGUGCGCGUAAGAAGAAGAUGCCAGCCAGGCGUGGCCAGAGUGAGGAGAAUGCGAGUGGAGGAUGUAUAUAAUCCACGCUUUUCUUCCAUUAGCGCACUCAUCACAGGACUUGCUUUUGUCAUCUUCUUCUCCUCGCUUUGCAACCUUUUUUUUUUCUCCCCGAUGCUGUCGCUGAACCUGACAGCCGCGCACGCCAUGGCGGAGGUGGGGACUUUCGGAGGAGCGCUCGACUUGGAUUUACAGACUUUCCCUGCCUUCGGGAAUGUGGCCCUGCAGCCAGAGACCACCACUCCGCCGGGCUUGAGCGAGCGCCUGGGCCAGAUCGAAGGCAGGCUCCAGCGGGGGUCGCCCACAGACUUUGGCCACCUCAAAGGCAUCCUGAGGCGGCGGCAGCUGUACUGCAGGACCGGCUUCCAGCUGGAGAUAUUCCCCAAUGGGACGGUGCACGGGACCAGGCAGGACCACAGCAGGUUUGGAAUCCUGGAGUUCAUCAGCCUGGCAGUCGGUCUGGUCAGCAUCAGAGGCGUGGAUGUCGGACUCUACCUCGGCAUGAACGAGAAAGGAGAGCUCUAUGGGUCGAGGAAGCUGACUGCAGAGUGCGUGUUCCGGGAGCAGUUUGAGGAGAACUGGUACAACACGUACGCUUCCACCUUGUACAAGCACAACGACACGGGGCGCUUGUACUACGUGGCCUUGAACAAAGACGGCUCGCCCAGGGAGGGCAACAGGACUAAAAAGCACCAAAAACUGACCCACUUCUUACCCCGGCCGGUGGAGAUCGAGAAGAUCCCGCAGGCGUACAGGGACCUCUUCCAGUACAGGUGACCAGAGCUCGGAUUUACAAGAAGAGACGACCCGCAGGGGGGAUGUUUGCUACAAAACUGUUUACCGUCAACGCUCCCCCUUCCACUGAGGUCACCGCCUGGGCUCGCUACCAAGCACUGAUGUAAACAUGUCUUGCAUCUGCAGCGAACUAAACCACUGAGGACGCUGGAAUCUGGUGCCACGUCUUCCUGAAACAACCACUUUUGGGUUUCCCCCCCACCCCUCCUCCAAGCACUAAACGGCGGACGGUUGCCUUUUUUGAGACCACUAAAGACACCGAAGGGUUCCAUACGUGACGGAAAGAAGCACUACACACAGUUAACGGAGGAGGAGGCACAUUCCCACAUGGACGUAAAAGGGAGGGAGCGGCAUUCCUGUGACUGUCUGAGAUAGUCAGGUACUGAAGAUUGUCUGGAAAUGUCCUUACAUGUAAAAAAAAAAAAAAAAAAAAAAAUGAUGAAUGUGGGUUUGAUUUGAGAGCACUUAACUGCACAACCCAGCUUCCUAGAAAUCACAUUCAUGGCUUUUAAAAUGAGAUUUUAAGAGGCAGCGAAUGCAAAAAAGCACUUCUCCAACCGUGGUUGUACAGAAGACGUGCUGGACGUGUGAUGUUCGGAGCGUGGGGAACAUUAUUAGAGGCGAAGACAGCACGCAGCUGAGUGGGUGAUCCUAUUUAUGAGAUGUACAAUAUAUUUAUUUUCUACAUAUAAAGUAUAAAUAGAAAUCUAUAUAUUUAUUUAUUGCAAAGACUUUAUUUUGUAAGGAACUUGAAAUUAUACGGGGCCGUAGAUUCUACUGAAAUUACACCAUCUUGGUUUUUUGGGGUCUUUUUUUUUUUUUUUAUAAAAACAAAAAAUGAAGAAGAGCAAUUAACAGACAAAUAAAAUGGUCCUGUUAUGUGGCGAUGUGUAGUGAGACUAUUUGUGC